AAUCGCUGCACAUUUCAUCUCGCGACCUCUCCAAUCAUGGAAACUUCGUAACGAAACGCAUAUUCCGCAUACAAAUAUAACAAAACAUAUUUCGUUAUCGUUUUAACGUAUAAACAGUCAUUUUAUGUUACACUUGAUAACGUCAACGCCGAUAAAAAUCAUAAUAAAAACAAGCAGUAUCAAGCCGCGCGCCAACGCGAACGCACGCGUUUUAAAAAUAAAAAUUAAAAAUAAAACUCGUCGUGACCGUUUCGCGCCAAAAGUAAAAAUAGAAGUGUGAUUUCGUAGAAUUUUUUGAAUAAAAAAGUAAGAAUUUCUCAAAAUUACUGCAAAUGCUUCAAAUAAAAAUGUCCUAAAAUAUAAAAAUCUAGUGCCCAAAAAGAUAUGUUAAAGGCCGUUAAAGUGUAAAAAUCCCAAAAUAUCAGUGACGAUAAAAAUAAACGUACGCAUUAUGUUACAAUGUCGUUCUUGAAGCGAGUAAAAGUGUGGGGUUCCAGAGAGCGCGAACCCGAGUUGACGCGGAGCCAGUACUCGCUCGUGUCGCAGGACCUGACGGCGGGUGCUCUUCAACUGUGGCUCGGGUUACCCGAGGAGGUGAAAUACGACCCGGCGCUCGCGGCCUUCAGGCAGUUCUAUGAGAAGGAGACUGCUCAAGAAUCCCUCCCCCUCCGCCCUCGAAGAUCAUCAGCGCCGAAGAUCAAGCGGCUUCCAGCCGUCAACUCAGCUCCCCACCUCAAUAAUAAUGAAAGAAUAUCAGAAGACCCACAGGCGCAGAAUGGAUCCGUGUACUUUACGCAAGAUAACAAACCUGUGGAAGCUACGGAGACAAACAAUCACUUGUUACAUGGACAAAAGAAACCUUCAAAAUGGGACAAAGCCCGGAGCUACACCAAGCUGUCACUCCUGGUGGGUUGCUGGGUGUUCUUCACCGUCGUGUUCUGUCUCUUCAACGAGAAGGAGGCCAUCGUUAGGAACUGCGUGCUUAUACCUGGACAGAUCAAAGAUUACAUCCUCGAGAUUCCGAAGAACCACCUAACACUAUUGGUGGACAUAUCAGGCCCGUUUCUGACUCAACAGGAAGAACAGAAACUAAACCUUACGGAGAAGACCUCGAGGUCCAAAGUCGAUGUGUGGGUGGAGCGAUGGGCUGUAAGGGGUGACGCAGACGAUGUUAAUGAAUCGGAUGUUAGUGAAAGAGAGAAUUUCACUCGACCUCACUCAUUCUUAUUUCUGGAUCCCAACGAGUUAGAAUUCAGCGAAGCCACGCCGCGGUCGGCCAAGUUCGAACACCAUUCAAGUUUGAAUUCAACGGCCGUUUAUGUCAUCAGAAUCUUGUCAGACUCGGCGGUGGCGACUCCCUUAUCGUUAAGUUACCAGGACGGUCCGAUAGAUGUCGCCAUCGGCGUCACUUAUGCCUGUCUGCUUCUGGUUAUGCUAUACGCUUUGAUUAUAUUUGAGAUAAUAAACCGUACACUAGCAGCGAUACUGGUGUCGACACUAUCACUGGCGGUCCUGUCAUUGGUUGGAGAACGUCCGUCAGUAGAGCAACUGGUGUCAUGGCUGGAUGUGGAAACUCUGCUGCUGCUGCUAAGCAUGAUGCUGCUUGUGGCAAUCAUGGCAGAAACUGGCAUGUUUGACUUUCUGGCCGUAUUCACUUUUCAGGUGACGAAGGGCAAGAUGUGGCCGCUGAUCAACGUUUUGUGUGCUAUCACGGCCGUUCUCUCUACUUUCCUGGAUAACGUCACCACCGUGCUGCUUAUAACGCCUGUCACCAUAAAACUGUGCGAGGUUAUGGAGAUGCACCCGAUCCCAGUACUCACAGCAAUGGUGCUAUAUAGUAACAUCGGUGGUACAGCCACGCCUGUUGGCGAUCCACCCAACGUGAUCAUAGCUUCCAACCAGAUCGUCAUACAGUCGGGCAUCAACUUCGCGAACUUCACGCUGCAUAUGACAUUAGGAAUCAUACUGGUGUGUGUGCAAACCUACUUUCAAUUGCGGUUCAUGUAUCGGGACGUGAGCAAGCUGCGACCGAGCGAGCCACGUGAGAUACAAGAUCUGAGAAGACAACUAAACGUUUGGCGACGUGCAGCAGAUUCACUACCUCAUAUGAGCAAGGAUGAGUUGGUCGUAAAGGAGCGACUAGAACGCAAGGUACAAAAGAUCAGCUCGCAGUUGGCCAUCGCGCUGAAAGAGAGCAACAAGCGCGCCUGCCCCAAAGACACCUUCCAAAGGACCCUCUCAGAGCUCAGGGAAAAGUAUAAGAUCCGGGAUAAAAAGCUGCUGAUAAAAUCCUGCGUCGCCAUCGGAUUUGUGGUCAUCAUGUUCUUUCUCCACGCUUUCCCUGAAUUCAAUCGCGUGUCGCUUGGCUGGACAGCAUUACUCGGUGCCAUCUUGCUGCUGAUCCUGGCUGACAGGGAAGACAUAGAAUCCAUCCUGAACAGGGUGGAGUGGUCUACUUUACUAUUCUUCGCGGCUCUUUUCGUACUUAUGGAGGCAUUGACCAAGCUUGGUCUGAUCGACUUCAUCGGCGGGCUGACUGAAGCUCUCAUCAUGAGGGUAAACGAAACCCAUAGGCUGGCGGUGGCCCUGCUCCUAAUACUCUGGAUAUCAGGCGUAACAUCAGCGUUCGUUGACAACAUCCCGCUGACAACGAUGAUGGUGCGCGUGGUGACGUCACUGGGCACCAACCCCGCGCUGGGGCUACCCCUGCAGCCACUCAUCUGGGCGCUAUCCUUUGGAGCCUGCUUGGGAGGUAACGGCACUUUAAUUGGUGCAAGCGCCAACGUGGUGUGUGCGGGAGUGGCGGAGCAGCACGGCUACAAGUUCACCUUCGUGCAGUUCUUCAAAGUCGGCUUCCCCAUCAUGAUAGGACAUUUGAUCGUUGCCAGCGGAUAUUUGAUUGUAUGCCAUUGUCUUCUUACGUGGCACUGAGGAAUUAGGUCCAGCUUUGAAACUCAAUGCCCAGACCACGAAACGGGCACAGGGCGGACACGCGAUACAUCAAAAAUCACAUGCGUUUCUGUGUGAACGGCACGUCUGUACACGCGUGAUGCGUCAUAGUGUAAGUAGCUUAAAAAUAGUACUGAGCGGCCGGCAAACGGCCGUCAAUCUGCUGUCGCGGGGCGAGAUCGAGUCAAGGCGGGGCGGGGCGUGGCCGUUCUGUAUGAUAAUACUAUUACUUAUUCUGUGCGAGCUUGUACUUCAUAAUUCGUAAUAUGAAGUGUGAUCAAUUUUACCCACCUUUUUAUUACGUUAAUCAUUUGUACCUUUAACACGUACUUAAUUCUUAUUAAUAAUACUGUGUGUGUUUGUUGUAUUUAGAGAAAAGAUUCCAUGAGCAUACAAAUGUAACGGAAAAUUUGUAAAAACUUUUCGGAAAUUUCUGGAAAUUUUCACUAGGAAUUUUUUAUUUUAGAAAUAGAUACCUAUGUUUCCUAUGCAAGAAUGUGAGAAUUAUUUGUAAAUAUUGCUAUUUUGAAUUGAAUAUAUAUAUUUUGCAACAAUUACAUAUUAUAUACCGAACUAAGGUUUCUUUUCUCUGAAAUACAUGUAUUUUACUUUACUUUUUAGAAUUUUUAACGUAGCUUGGGCACGGUGACAGCCGUCAUCUCAAUAUAUUUUUUUAAAAAUUACAAAUUGUAUGGAGAGGACAGCGGUCAUUUACUGAAAUUUCCGCUGUGAAAUGUUAGCUCGGCCUUUAAUUUCUCUAGACAUAUCAAAAUUAAAGUAAGAAAAAAUAGAAAAAAAAAACAUAUUUGAAACACCGUCACUCUAACCAACUGGUUCACAUAUCUUUCAAAUUGUUUUACAUGUUAAUUUUGAUAAUGAUAAGCAAACUACUAUGAUUAAAUCGAAAAAAAAUGACGCUUUUUAUGCGUUACUGCUGCGAUGAAAUUCAAAAGUGUUUAGUGAAUGGUUAGGCUAAAUGUACUUUUUAUAAUUACACAUCUUUAUAGUUACAGAUAUCAUUAAAAAUAACAUUAUUUAUUAACUAUUGAGGUCACAAAGUUUAAUUAAUGUCAUUACCGAGUCUAACGCGAUUAAAUUUCAUUAUGUUCCCUUUUUUCCGACGUUUCAACUAGGUUGCACUAUAGCAUUAGACCCGGUAAUGACAUUUAUUGUGGUAUUUUCUAUAAAAAGGGACCUUAUUGUCGAUGGCGCUUACGCCAUUAUUAACGAUGCUCCGAUAUAAAUACAAUGCCGCGCGACGCUGUGCGGCGUAAGCGCCAUCGACAAUAAGGUCCCUUUUUAUAGAAAAUACCACAAUUAUGUGUACAAAACGCGAGAGUUUAGUGUUAUAUGUCACAAAGUUUGUUAUGUAUACCUAUAGUUCUUAGUAGUAUAGUUAUUUCAAUAUUAAGUACGAUUUCCACCGUACGAGCGGAGUCGGCGCGCAUUUCACUCCGCUCCGGCGCGGCCCGACUCCAUCCUGUCGGUGGGAAUCGUAUUAGUUUAGUGUCAUAUUAUUAUGUUCCGUCCUUAAAUUAUUUACAUUAAAAGUGUUAGUAUUACCGGGCCGUGGAAGACGCCCUGCUACUUGGCUGACAACGGUCCAAAAUGACCUGAAAAACACAAAUAUUGACGCCGGAACAGCACAAAAUCGUCCUGUGUGGAGAAAGAGGACAAGGAGAGCCGACCCCAGAUAAUGGGAAAAGGCUUAGGUAGAAGAAGAAGAAGAAGUGUUAGUAUUACAUAAAUAUAAUACUUUAUAAGCAUAUUAUAUUUUCACUCACUUUGGGUCGUUGCGUCACCGUAGUAAGUAAGUAUAGAUAGAUAGAUAUAAUAGUUUAUUCAUCAACACAUGGUAAUAUACAUUUGAAAUAUACAUCAUGUACACAAUAUCGGAAGACGAACUGCCGGUAGGCCUCCAACGAGAUGGAGCGACGACCUGGUGAAGGUCGCGGGAAUUCGGUGGUUGCGAGCGGCACAGGAUCGGUCGGAGUGGCGAGCCUUGGGGGAGGCCUAUGUCCAGCAGUGGACGUCUAUCGGCUGACAUGAUGAUUAUGAUGACACAAUAUCUGCACUACUAACAAGUGCGACUAGUCAGGAAAUUAUUGAACAAUAUGGGGGGCAUUCUCUAUGAAAAGGGACCUUAUUGUCGACGGCGCUUACGCCGCACAGCGUCGCGCGGCAUUGUAUUUAUAUCGGAGCAAUCGUUAAUAAUGGCGUAAGCGCCAUCGACAAUGAGGUCCCUUUUUAUAGAAAAUACCACAUAUUAUAUUUUGUAUUAUAACGACGCAUCAUCAUCAUCUUCCUUGCGUUGUCCCGGCAUUUUGCCACGGCUCAUGGGAGCCUGCACGGGGUCCGCUUGGCAACUAUUAAUACCAAGAAAUGGCUUACUGCCAUCUGACCUUCCCCAGAGGGUAAACUAGGCCUUAUUGGGAUUAGUCCGGUUUCCUCACGAUGUUUUCCUUCACCGAAAAGCGACUGGUAAAUAUUAAAUGAUAUUUCGUACAUAAGUUCCGAAAAACUCAUUGGUGAUCAUUCCUUAUAUUUGGUGUUUGAAUACAAUUUGAAGUGCAAUCGUGAUUAAAACACCUUGAACUUUUAUUUUAUUUAUUUAUUUUAUUUUAUUUUAUUUUAUUUUAUUUUAUUUUAUUUUAUUUAAUUUUAUUUUAUUUUAUUUUAUUUUAUUUUAUUUUAGGAGAGAUUUUAUUUUAUUUAGGGUACUUACCAAAGUAUUUUUUGGUGGUCAUUAUAUUUGUAGCCCUUAAAAAUACUAUGAAUUCAUUGUUUGUUGUACAACAUUCCAUUUAUUACAUAUAGAUAUAUAUCCUGAAGAUAAGGUGCAUGGAAUUCUCAUCUGAAUAGACAUCUUUUAGGUAAGCAUGAUCCACCCUAGACUGCAUCGGCACUUACCAUCAGGUGAGAUUGCGGUCAAAUGCUUGCCUUUUUGUUAAUAAAAAAAUAUAUUUUACAUACACAUACAUACAUACAUAUAAUCACGCCUAUUUCCCGGAGGGGUAGGCAGAGACCACGGAUUUCCACUUGCUACGAUCCUGACAUACCUCUUUCGCUUCCUUCACUUUCAUAACAUUCCUCAUACACGCUCGCCGGUUUAGGGUGCUCUUGAUCUGGCCU
Cydia strobilella is the source of this 6081-nucleotide messenger RNA. RefSeq names its product P protein-like. The record is from RefSeq and is a predicted model, not a curated record. The coding region runs from base 460 to 2931 and encodes 823 amino acids. The transcript has 20 exons. Lineage: Eukaryota; Metazoa; Arthropoda; Insecta; Lepidoptera; Tortricidae. Gene Ontology annotation, cellular component: membrane. Gene Ontology annotation, biological process: transmembrane transport.